AUAAGCAUACUUCUCCUAAUGAUGGCAACCACAACCUAAACUACUAAAGAAGAAUAAAGGGAUUCAUCUAAACCAUUAUUUUAUUUGCACACUACAAUUAUUCUUAUAGCAUUAGCCAGGUUAUAAUUGCUGCCAUUAUGACCAUUAUGAUGGUCAUGAAUGACAUACCUUUCAAACAUACUAUAAAACAGUUUAGUGUCAUGUAAUGUCACACAACAAAACAUUUUGGGAAGAAUAGAAACUUACUAUGAUGUUCAAGAGAGGAGGAGGUGGUGGUGGUGUGAGCAUUUCAAUGUUGCCAAGUUCUACCAUGUUGGUUGGGUUGUGCCGGCCUCGGCGGCGGUUCCGGCGACGGCGGGGCAACAGCAUUCGGCUAGGAAACAAGAGAAGAGGGUUCUGCCUUGGAUCACGUCCUGUGGUACAAUGGGGUGUCAUGGCUCCUCUUAGGAUGUUGAAGAAGAUCAUCAUGGAAAUAACACCAAAGGGGCAUUGGAUAGAGGCUUAUUGUUUCUCUUUACCUCUUCUACGCCCCCAACUUUUUCCUCUUUGUUAACCACAAACAAGUAAUGGAUUUCAUCUCCUAUCUUUUCUUUUCUUCAAAAUGUGAAAAGUGAAAGUGUAAAACUAAAAGAAUGUACUCAACUUGGAGGAAGAAUCUAAUAUACAUUCUCUUUUGUGAA
This is a messenger RNA of Vigna radiata var. radiata (mung bean), 680 nucleotides long. RefSeq lists its product as uncharacterized. Bases 248 to 553 code for a protein of 101 amino acids. The transcript has a single exon. NCBI's taxonomy places the organism in Eukaryota, Viridiplantae, Streptophyta, Magnoliopsida, Fabales, Fabaceae. The record is from RefSeq and is a predicted model, not a curated record.